Molecule: messenger RNA, 14037 nt
Organism: Bacillus rossius redtenbacheri
Lineage: Eukaryota; Metazoa; Arthropoda; Insecta; Phasmatodea; Bacillidae
Gene: Vps33B
Product: vacuolar protein sorting-associated protein 33B
Exons: 2
Coding region: 217-2001 (594 amino acids)
Biological process (GO): intracellular protein transport; vesicle-mediated transport
Cellular component (GO): CORVET complex; vacuole
Source: RefSeq, a predicted model, not a curated record
ACAAUGAAAAAGUAUUCGACGGAAGUGCGGAUGGUUGUGAAUUUAAGGUUUGUUGACAGACGUGUAACUGACGAACGAACGCGACGGAUUAUUGUGAGUUGAGCUUAAUUUGAAGAAGUAAUAUUCGUACAGUUAUAGAUGAGUAUCGAUAAAGAAAGUUUCUGGUUGUUGGCGCAAAUAAUUUUACCAUAAAAAAGAUGCCUUGAAAUAAUCGCAAUGGAAUCGGCAUUUGACAGUCGCUUAGAUGCACUGCAAUUAAUAUCUCAGAGGAAGCUUUCGGAAAUAUUACAAAACGUUCCAGGGAAAAAGAACAUAAUUAUUGAUCCAGUUCUAAUGAAAUCUUUGGACAAUGUUAUUGGCGUUUCAUUUUUAAGGUCACAAGGUAUUGAAAAAAUAUUCAAGUUGAAGGAAGUUGGUGUAGGCUGUGAGAAGUCUCAAUGUAUAUACCUGGUGCUGGCAGACCUGAUCACAAUGAAGCGUGUGUGUGAUCAGAUCUGUGCUGAAAUAGCACAUGAUAGACACAAUGUUUAUCACUUGAUACUGGUCCCAUGUAGUCUCUUCAGUAUUGAACAGCUGUUGGAGGAAGAAGGGAUAUACGGAGAGGUCACUGUCCACACAUUCUCUUGGGAGAUGCAUCACAUCGACACCAACCUGCUAUCCCUGGAACUUCCCUGCUUGUUCAGAAUGUUGUUUGCAGAUGGUGAUUGUUCAUUUUUACCAGUAGUUGCCCACUCUUUGUGGUCUCUACAAAUGCUCUUUGGAAGAUUUCCUUUAUUUUUGGCUCAUGGCCGCUAUGCUGUUCAAGUACAAAGAAUGCAAGAACUUCUUUUAGAAGAAAGUAGCAGUGUUGAAAAGUGUGCUUCUGAUAUUGACUGUGUACUUUUGGUAGACAGGGACAUUGAUUAUGCGUCAGCCUUGCUGACACCAGUCACGUACUCUGCUCUCCUUGACGAGGUGUUUGGCAUAACAGGAGGCACCAUAGAGUUAGAUGAAAGAGUGCUCGGAGCCAACAAGACACUGACGUAUAAGCUUAGCAAAUAUGACGAAGUUUAUGAUAACAUAAAAAACAAGCACUUCUCUGAUGUUUAUUCGUUCCUUAGUGCUAAAACAAAAGAGCUUCAAGUAGAAUUUGAGCGGUCAAGUAAAAUGGCUUUGAAUGAAAUAAAACAAUAUGUAAGUACUCAGUUGCAAAAAGUGACAGCUUCAAAACGUGCUCUUGCGUAUCAUAUUGGUGCUUGUGAAGUGGUUAUUGGUGAAAUGGGUCAGUCCUUUGAAAAUCUUCAUACAGUUGAACAAAACAUGCUGGAUGGUAGAAAUCGAAGAGAGAAUAUAAACUAUGUAGAGGAACAUCUAGCAAUUGCUGGAAAGAUUGCAUCAUUGAGAUUGCUGUGUCUUGCUUCAUUAACACAGGAUGGACUGCUGCAAGAUGAAGCAUUAUCAUUCAAAAGUCAAUUUCUGCAUGCUUAUGGCUAUGAGCAUUUAGCAACAUUUAAUAACCUGGAGAAGAUGGGUCUUUUCACCCAGCAAGGGAGCGCACUUUCCCUGAGCAGUCUUGCAAGCGACACCGCGGGGAAACUGGCGGAUCGUGUUGCUCAGGUAGUGUCGUUACCCAAGAGAAGUGCCUUCCAAGCGGUGUCUAACAAACUCAAACUUUUCCCUAACGUUAAUGAUAAAUACGAUCUCAAAAACCCAAAAGACAUGGCUUAUGUUUUUAGUGGAUCAUACAUUCCUGCAGUGUGCCAGUUGAUCCAGAUGCUCAUAAGGCAAGAACUGUCUGUGGACGAAAUUCUCAAACAAAUUCCGGGACCAUCAUCAAAAAGAGGGAGUUUUUUAAAUGGGGCAACUGCUCCUCGGACUUAUUUGGUUUAUUUUAUUGGUGGGGUUACAUAUGCAGAAGUUGCAGCAUUCCAUUUAUUAGAGAAACAAACUGGUACAAAAAUCCUUGUGGCUGGUACAUCACUUACCAAUGGAAAUAAAUUGAUAGAAAGUGCUUUUGGAUGAGUGGUUAUUUUCAGGAUUGACUGUUUGCAUUUUGUGGAUAUGUUUUGUGUGUGUCACGCAUACUGAAUUUAUGGCAGAGCCUAGGCAUGUGUGUAUCUAUGCCUGAAUAAUGCUAGUCAUUGUAGCAAACAAUUGGUCUGCAGUUCUUGCCACGAUUGUUAAAUGUUAAUGAGUUCCUAUAUCCAGCUGAUGCUGGCUACAGAUAAAGAAUAUAAAAUAUUCUCAGGGAUUUUUUUUACUUGUUAGACAAGUAGUCUGUUCUGAAGCUGGUCAGCCUGAUGAGUUUUGCUUAUGCGCUUAAACUUAAUUAAAUUCUCUGCAUAAUAUUCUGAUUUCUUUCUGGUGUUAUAACCAUAUUGUCCAUCACUUAGGCAGAGUUUCAUAUAAGCUUAAUUGUAGAUGCAUUUUGAUUGAGCUUCAGCUAUUAACGGUUUUUGGCUGCUGGUGGGAUUUCACGGUAGAGAAUUGUUGCUUUUUUCACAGUACAGAGUUAAAUACUUUUAGUUCUUUAGACAUGUUAAUUUAUCUGUAGCUUUGACACACACACAUGCUUGAGAUUACUCAUAUAUUUGAUGAUAAUAUAAUUUACACAAAUGAGGAGAGUGCGAUUGAGUGGUUUAAUCAAUUUGUAACAACCUAGACUAAUGCCCUCCCCCAUUGGUUAAAUGCUUUAAUAAUCAAUUUAGUUUUGUUGUCCCAUCGCGUUCAGUACAUUGGUUAUAUUUGCAGAUAUCAUGUAAAUAACAUGUUUUUAUUUCUUUUGAGAAAGUUUCCUGUGUUUGCUGUAUGUUUUAUAAUCAUAAUUUACUUUAUUUCAUGCUUUUUCAAAUUAUUCUGAUGAUUUGCUUACUUUAUAGUGGAUGAGCCCCUUGACCUUAUUUUUACCUGUUUGUUUGUAGAUUUAGGUUUUUGUGGAAUUUAACAUAUUUUCAAAAGUAGUGUUUGUGUUACUUGCAUAGGCGUGCGCACGGUAGGUGCCACAGGUGCCUUGGCACCACCAUUAGGGUUAACGUUAUUUUGUUUUUUACAAGCAGAAAUAAUACAUACUUACAAAAAUCCGUAUUAUUUCCAAAAAAUAUGUUUUCCAAUCGUGUCGAGUUACAAAUAUGUGCUCAUAACACUAUCAGUAUAUCAAUUACCAAUCGAACCAACUAUACACACGGAAACAAGCCAGUUGCAAUUACUUGUGCUCUACACGCGGGCCGCGGCUACGAAACUUCUGAAAUGUAAAUACUUCUCAUAGUUCUCCUCGAAUUACAUAGAAUGCGCGCUCGGUGUCCACUGUUCACUCCACUCGGCAGGCGCACGGAAUAAUAGCCGCCGUCCGCCAGGGUUUAUUUUUAAAAAAAGAGAGAGUUUAGUUAGUUAAAUGGAUAGGCUUACUCGAUGACUUAUAUGCAGUCGCCGACAAAACAUUUUUGUUGUAUUUCAAAAGUUAAAACUUUUGCCUACUCUUAUUUGUGUAUUUUUAUUAUUUUAAUAUUUACAUAUUUAAGGAAUGUUACAAAAACUCCCUUGAUUUGUUGAUUUUAAAACUUAACAUUUGAGAAUGUUUUUUAUAGCAUUUAUUUGGCGUCUUCAGAAAACAUGUAAGUACGGUUUUUCAAAGCCACCAGCAUGAAUUCCGUGCAAACCAUUUGUGCAAUUUACUUUAUGGCUCAACAAAGCUUAAAACUGUAAAUAGUUUAGUAGUUUUCCUGGUGAUUAUAACGUUCAAAGCCAUAAUUUGUCAUAAAAAAUUUUAAAAUUUUUACAUCUGUGUAUUUAAUGUUUUUGUUCGGAAACACCUUAAAUAGCACCAUUUUGCGCUUUCAAAUCCAAAUUUUUCCGGGGGAGGACCCUCGGACCCCCCCACUUUAGGCUCGGGGUCCGUGAAUGACAGGGCUGUUGUGUAAUCUGGCACCACCAAUACUGAAGUCCUGUGCACGCCUAUGGUUACUUGGUUCAUAAAUGAGAGUAUUAAUGUAAUUUUCUUUCAUAAUAUGCAUUCACCAUGAUUCUUUGUCUGAAUGUAAGCUGAUGCAAUAGUGUGGCCUAUUGUGUAAGAAGGAGAAUAAUUAGAGAAAGACAGAGUUUGUAGUCGUGAGAAAAAAACGUUAGAAGUUGUUGGGCAGCUGUUACCAUUUGCCAUGAUUGGCUGGUAGUUUUUAAUUGAUCUUUGUUUUGAAAACAGGGAAGAGGUUAUGUGUAACUUGUUUGUAAAUUUUACAUGUACUUUUUUGGUGUUUGCAAGAUUGCUGCCUCAAUGACUAAAUUUUCUUCAAGUAUCAAUAAAAAUAUUUUGAUAUCAGUUUGGUGUCUGAGAGACAUUAUUUCAGUAACAAAUCUACAGCAGUAACUAUUUCUUUGGAACUAACUUGAUUUUUCAGCGCCCAACUUAUUUAUACAAGUGUUUAUGAAUGUCCACUUCAGGCCGAAUUUUGAACUAGCCGGGGAGUUCUGGAGUGUGACAAAUAUUCACCUUUGGUGACCUGGGUUCAAAUCCUGGUGGAGAAAAACCCACAUUUGCCAGUGGCAAAGCUGGUAAAUGUUUUUGUGAGUCGGUGGAAUUUGUUUCGUUACUGUUACAUUCCCCACCAAAUUCAUUUACUGCUCCACCUUCACCUCAUCCCAUGUGAAAUAAUAUUCAGGCUGGCCGGAAUGGCAGUUCCAUCCAUAUUGAUCCCGUAUCAUCAAAAAUCAUGUAGCUUUUCAUUUAUUUCAUUAUUUCUUAUGUACUGUAUUUUAUCGCAUAUUCGUCGCACAUUUUAUACUAAAAUCAGGUUUGAAAAGUAGGGGUGCAACAUUUAUGCGAGAGAAAAUUUUUUUUUAAGUCAAGUUAUUCAUAAAAAUAAAGCCCAUUCAUGGAAAGUACGUUUAUGCAAAAAAAAAAAGAGUGGAGUAUACAAGAGCACGCCAAACAAUUUAUAUUAAUAAGUAAUACAAAAAAACCUUUCUUCAACUUUAAAUAGAAAAACAAAAUCUAUGACCCGAACGCGAGCCACUUGAAUGUGUGACAACUAACGCGUAACUAUCGUCGUAGUAACACCACGAAAGAGUGCGGGCUAUUAAAUGUAGUUAACUCGGCACUCGACAAAGAGCGCGCGUUGUAUGAAUCGGUGAGAUAUUGAUAUUAGACUACGUGUGCGCGCUGUAUACGGGAAGCAACAUAACCAAACAUGAAUGAUGCCAACUAGUUCUGGCUACGUUUUUAUAAGCGGUACACCGCUGCGACGCAGACGAACAGAUAAAGGUUAUAAUGUUUAAAAAGUCUUUGAAAGAAAAUUUACACAUUAGACAACCUCGUGUUUCCGUUAAAUAAGUGGUAAUGUCCGAAUAAAUAAUUACAUCAUUUUAUACGGAAGAGAUACCUACACAAAGCACUCGGAAUCUAAUAGCGGGACCAAAAACGUCAUGCAACGUUUACGCGAGAAUUUUUUUAUCCAAAUUUUGACGCCCUAAAAUAUGGGUGCGACAAUUAUGCGCGUGUAAUGAUUAUGUAAUAAAACAGAGUAACUUAUUUACACAAUUAGCUUUAUUUUAACGUGCACCAUUGGUAUUUUCAUUCUCUCGUAGAAAAAGUAGGCUGUUAGUCAAGACAAAUGCUGUUAUUUUAAAAAAUUUAUAAUUCAAUCCCAAGGAAAGAUAAUUUUAAGUUCAGUUACUGUAUAGUACAUAUCACAAUUAGAUUGUAAUGUGCAGUGUAAAAUAACUUUGUCCUCGGUUUUAAGUUGUAGUUUUUCUGUUAGCACUGCCCUGGUUUCAGUUUGCAGUGUUGCAAGAAAACCUUAGAAUUCAAAUUGAAAAUUUAGAAUGUUAAAAAUUUACUACUUAUUUUAUUAAUGUGCUGUGUUUGAUAAUAUUAAAUUUAUAGGUCCAUAGUAAUUUUAAAGGGCGACAAAAAUUAAAACUAUAAUUUUUUUACUAAAAUCCUUUUAGCAAAGUCAGUUAGGUUAGGUUUUAAUUUAAUUCAGUGCAUCCAUUGUAUUUUUUUGUAAGUUUGGAAAAAAAGUAUUGGAAAAGUAAUUUUAUACAAAAAUAAUAUGUUACAAAAUACAGUAGACUCUCGAUUAUGUGGGUGCGGGGCGGGUUAGCCAUGCCAUAUUUCUCUUUCAUGAAUUAAUAAUGUGACGAACCAACAAACAAUAUUUUGCCUUUUCCUCAAUUGCUAUUGGCUUCCUUCAUUGCAUAAUUAUUUCCCAAGUGUUCAGCAAACGUUAACAUUCUGCAUGUCAACAGCAGCUCUGGAGAGAAGAGCCAGAAGCGUUAAGGGCUAGUCUACCUUUGGCCACUAGGAUGCGCUAGUGGCAAAUGCGCUAAUGGCAAAUCGGUUUAAUAAAGAACAGUGUCUGGAAUUACGUUAACUGGUUAAAUAAGCUUUCUAUAAUAGAAAAAAAUUAAGUUUAUGCUUUUUAAAAUCUUAUUUUAACUUAAAUAUAUCUCCUAUAUCAAAAACAUUAUUUUGUAACUCAGAAAUGUUGGUAGUGCCUACUUAGGAAAAAAAAAGUUAUGCCCAAGCCCUAUUAUGUAAACAAUACAGUACAUGAAUUUUCAAAUUUAAUUUUAGGUCGAUUGAUCUCUAAAUGUUAUUCAUAAAUUAUUUAAAUGCACUUAAGAUGUAUUUAGUUAUUAGUACUGUAAAUUAAUUUGAAUGUGAGUAGUGUCUUGAUCAAAAUGGUAGUCAGCAAGCACACUUACCAGUUUGGAAAACAAAUUAUUUUCAUUCAAAUACUCUCUUAUGGGAAAAAGUAUUUGACUAAUGCUGUUUUGAUUAUCACUCAGUUUAUUUGAACGAAUUAAGGCGUUACUUUUAGGGGCGGGUGUUAACAGUUGUUGUCUAGAUAGGAUAAAAUAAAUUAUUAUUUUUCUACAUUGCUUUAACCCUGAUUUUUGGUUAUCCGUGGACCCCUUGUCAGUCAUAAACAAACCCAUGCCCGGAUAAUUGGGAGUCUACUGAACAAAAAAAUUGAUACACUGUAUAAAAAAUACAUUACAAUAAAUAAAGAAGUAUUUCUUACCUUCUAUUUUGUGAAUUAGCCACUGGAUCUGUAGUGAGCGGGUCAGCAGUAUCCACAUUAAAAAAAAAUAAACGCCACCUGCAAUGAUCAAGCAGUAUUCGAAGUUAUAUGAUAAGUGCAUAAAUUUAUUUUUAGGUGGCAAUGAAGGAAUCUAAUGAUCUUUAACUCUUUAAUACUCAAGUUUUACUAAGGUAAUAAAAUAACUUGUUUUAAUUUAAUGCUCAAUGCUGUGCAUGUUUAUAAAUUUACACUUUCAGGAAUGACACAUUGGCUUCUUUUUUUUUGUUAGUGUACACAAACGUGUACGUGAUGAAACUAAGAUUUUCCAUUUUUAAUUACUCAGAACGUUAUUCCAGGACUUAAUACUAGGGCGCCAGAGGUCAUCAAGAAUUAACAACAAAAUAACACAAAAAAACUUAUUUUAUUGUUUUAAUCAUAAUGAGAAACCUCGAGUCAUGGAAAUAAUAACCAAACAAACAAAUAUUAAAUAAAGUCUAUGGGAUGUCGUAGAUAACCUGACUCUUGAAUAAAAUACAAAAUAAAUAAAGUUCCUGAAAUUGUUCACUGAGUAAAAGUUUUGGGGUUUUGCUCCGGCUUGCUCGAGCAUGAAACGCCUAACCAAAAGACUUCUGGACUUGUGUACAUAUAGUUUGUGCUAAUGUGAGUAAAUUUGCCGUUAAUCGCCGAAAGUCAAUGUUCAACUAAUUUUAUGAUAAUUCAAAGUUUAUAUAAUUAUAGUUCGCGUAUGUUGACGGUAAAAUUUACGCCAAUUUUAAUAUAUAGCGAUGAUGCAGACCAUACCUUAACUCGGGAUGAUUAAAGUCGUUCGUAAAAUACUCCGUCACUCACGUGAAUUGAAUGCGAUUCUUCUGCAUUCAAUUACAGGGCGUCAAUUAACAUUGCCCAGUAUUUUGACGUAAUUUCCAGAUCAAUAACGCCGAAAUUAGCAUCGCCACGAACGAAAUAUUCCCAGAGGGAAUACACUACCACACGCACUAAAUGGCGUCAUUUUCCACUCUUUCUCUUCUCUCUUGCCGAAAUUAAAUUGUUAAUUGAAAAGGGCCAAUCACGGCCGCGACACGUUAGCGUCCUUUUUAAUGAAGCCAAUGAAAUGUCAAUAUCAAUCAAGCAUAGGCUCGUUAAAGCUGUUCCGAACGCCGCGCGAUUAUUUAUUUUAGCAGUUGUCAUGACGACACAGCACGAGAUGCGCGCGCCGCCAUGCGUGGAACAAAACAAAACACUGCCGAAAGUAUCGGGAAGCGGUAUUAACCUCGAACGUAAAACAAUAAUAAACAGUUUCAGUUAGUCUGAUAAUACCGUAGUAUUACAGUGCCGCUCCCGACAUAAAUUUAUAUUUCACUGUCCAAAAAGUUAAAUUCAAUUUAGAUCGUUAAAACAAAUAACUGGAACUGGUUACUUCACAAGUUGGCAACAUUGCGAUGAAAGUUGAAAAACGUUAUUCUCUUGCCAAACGACACUACUCUUCGUAGGCUGGACAGUCGCACUGUUGUUUGUAAACAUGAUCUGUCUAAAUGUUGUGGAGUAUCAGUUACCUGAUUAGGCGAAGCAAGGAUGUAGAAGAAGGCUCACCAAUCUCCAUACAUGGUAAGUGACAGCUGAGCAGAGAGGUCGACUGCGGUGUAAACCACAGUGCUGGGAUGGCGGUUCAGCCAACAAUACCCUGUUGUAGGCGAUCGACGUCGUGAAGACUGCUGGACCAGUGUGCUGUUCAUCGAUGAUCGCAUCACCUGAUGUCACCAAUGACAUCACGAUGGAUGCCGUGGUGUCGUGCUGAUGCGGACCCACCGGGUCUGCGGCGUGUUCGCUGGGGUCGUACCAACUGGUAAGAGCUGCUGAGUCAAAUGUCCAACACAUGACUCUACAUGUGCCUUGGACUACUGCUGCUGCUGCUGCUGCUGCUGCUGCUGCUGCAGCUGCAUCUACUGCUGCAGACGGUGUCGAAGGGGACCGCAACAAAACUCGUUCAGUUCGUCGGCAAUCAGAAGACACACACACGUUAAUCACACGUCCUAUAACAGUUCUUAUCACUUGCGCGAUAUGAAUAUACAGCGUCCUGUGAUCGUGCCUCAUGCUAUCACUAACCCCUCUUCUUCUCUUGCUCCCCUAAUCUAACAUAAAUUAAAUGACUCGAGAUUCCUCAAACUCAUAAACUUAAUAAUUCAUAACAACUUAAUAAUAAAUAUAAACAUUAAUUGAACACAUAAUAACUCUGUUAAAUAAUAAGGUAAUGCAUAAAUAAACAGUAUUUGCAACAAUAACAUUGCAUAGUGUUUUUCAAUAACAACAACAGGUUAUUGUUUACCUUUAUUGUAGGUGAUGAAUAAAUAAAAUAUAUUUUAUGGAUGUUAUCAACAUAAUAUCUUCACCUAGUAAAUAAUUACAUUCAAUUUCUUAAUUGAGAUUUGUCAAUAAUAUUGGGCUUUCAAUAACAUAUUAGCAUAUUUAAUAUGCUUCUCACAUAUCAUAUGUGAAUAUUUUCCUUCAUCACAUGUUAUACAAUAGCUACACUUAUUUACAAGAAGAGACAUUAUUUGCUUCUCAGCUAUGAAAUAAUGACAAUAACCUCAAGAUAAAUAUUAUUGAUUGAGUGCUAGUGUAUAGUGUUUAUGUUUUUAAAGCUGUUCAUUAAAGACAAUCUUUAAAAUUCUUUAUCUUUCAUUUCUUCUUUUCUCAAUAUAAAGUGGAGUGUUUUUACAUCCUAUUCAUAAGAGUGUGGAUGAAGUUGAUAUCCACUUAUAGUUUCGGGUGUCCUGUGGGAACCCAAUUAAAGUGCAUUAUUAACUACUAGACGAUGAAGAAGCAUAGGUAGGGGCAAGGCAGUAGCCUGGAUCAAACUGUAAGUACUCAUACCAACAAGUGUGUUCAUUUAGUAGGAUAUUAGUCAACUAAUCUUUAGGCCAUUAAUUAUAUGUAGUAUUUAGUUGUGUGUUGCAUUAGUUAUACAUUGUAAUAUGUCACAUAGUGUUUGUACACAUCUUAUGCCAAAUAUUAUUUAAAACUCACGUGUAUAUCCAUUGCUAAUAUGGUCGAACUCGACUAAUAGGGUGAUAAUAACUGUGUCUCAACACAGUAACUGUACACACAGUACAUAAUAUUUGGUAUGUCUCUCUAGGACAAUGUACCAAACCAACGCUCAGGCAACACAUAUGCUCCAAGCACAAAUAUCAGUUGGAAUAAAAUCAUCAACUGACAAACACCCUAAUUCUUCGAAUAUAAAUUACCAUAUCGAAGCAAUGAGGUACCUAUACACCUGGAUUACCUCUAUCAACUCAUGAGGAUAUAUAUAUAUUUAAAUUUCCUUAGUAACAUAAACAAUACAAUGAUUUUUUAGCAUAACACAAGUAAUAAUGGUACAUAUUUGGUGUUCUAAUCCACCACAGGUGUUUUGUAAGGCCUAAGCUGACUCAAAUUGUAAUUCCCUACAAUUUUUCCUGUAUCAGGGUCCUGUAGAGUGUAGCAGUUACAUUUCUCCACAGCUACUACUUUGUAGGGACCUGAGUACAAUAAAAAUAGUUUCUUCGCUAGAUGAGCCCACUUGUUACUAGUUGGUGCUGUACGGCGUAGAACUAAGUCUCCUACAGUGAAUUUACUGAUCCUGGAUGCUGGCUUCCUUUUCUUCCUAAGGUCGGCUUCUCUUGUUAAUUUAUCUCGUACCAGUUCUCAAUUUCUUCCUGAGUUGGCCUCUCCAUGUCUUGUUCUGGUUUGUCGCAUUCCGGUAUUAAUUUCGGUGGUAACACCUCCGAUCUUACUGAGCAUAAUUAUUUUGAUGCUCCUCAAUUACAGCUUGAGUGUAGCUGCAAUUCGCAGUCUGCUGAGGCUGCGUUCCUGUGCAGUUGGGUGGGAUCGGCUGCUGCCGAGCAAAAUAUCCUCGCUGCAUGGGAUACGAUGUGGUUGGAGGAUGGUUGAGUGUAGAGAAACUCGCUGGUGAUUGAUUCACAGGAGCGGUGUCUGCUACAGGGGGAUGCAACAUAUGCUGUUGCAUAUUGUUGGGCGGCUGACGGUUAGAGUAACUCCUGUACUCCCACCUGGGUGGCCUUCCAUUUGGAUCUUCAGGACGGUAAUGCUUUCCCCACCACUGGUUUUGGUUGUGGGUGUAGGGUUUCUUCGGCUGGCGGUUUCCUUGAUGUUGAGGUUGGAAUUCCCUCCUGGUCUUCCACUUCCCUGUCCGGUACUGUUUCGCAGGCUGCCAUGACGUGCAGUGGACGUUGGCCUUGCCGCCGUCGUUACCACGCUGCCAGGGUGUGUAGAGUGGUGCUGCCUUCUGAUGUGUAGGCUUGAGGUCUUUCUCCACCUCACUAUUGUUGUUCCUGGACAGCCGCUCCAGCCGGUCGAAAGCGAGGACCUGUUCGCGGAACUCUGUGAUAUUGUGGAAGCUGCGCCCUGUCAAAUGUACUUGGUACUUGAUGGGUAGCUGGGAGGUCACCAUCGCCAUGAACUCAAUAUCACCCAUCUCUGGUUCGAGGUAGCGCGUCCUCUCGAACAUUUGAGACAAGUGUGUCUCCAGAGUUCGGUUCUUCUUGCUAUCAUACCGCUCGGUAUGCAGACGUGCUCUCAAUGUUCCCUGUAUUUUCACAUUCCAAAACUGCUGUUUGAAAUGGCUUUUGAAUUCUUGGUAGGAAGUGAUGGUACUUUGUAAUACCUCCCACCAGUAAUACGCAUGGUCCCUCAGUGCAGUUGCCAUGCAUUUCAGGCGUUCAGCAUCACUUAGCCUGAACAUGUCAGCGUAUUCCUCGAAACGUCAAAGGAAUCUCAUUGGAUUCUCUCCUUCAUGGGCAGAGAACCUAGGCAUCGCCUCUGACCAUUGGCGUGCCGGGUGGUGCAUCACUGCAACGGGAUCCAAGGUGGUGUGUGUGUUAGCGGGGUUGGAGCGUGUGAUUGGGAGCUCAGGUUGCUCAACUUGCGGUGAAUCACAGCUACUGAGGAUUUCAUUGGCAUUGGUGUUCAGGGCUGGGGCCAAUGCUACAUGCUGACUGGAGGUGCGAGUAAGAUUGUCUACCCUCAACUGCAAUACCUUCUCUUGUAGCUUGCCUACCUGCUGCUCUAUGUCCAUUGAAAACUCUGUCUGCCUUUUCACUAAUGUGUCCACCUGCUCCCUCAUGUCUGUGGUGUGAUUGAUUACCACAUUUUCAAUCAUGGUCUGGCAUGUGGAUUGAAUUUGUUCCAGGCCACAGCUGUUCUGAGCAGCUUGCUCAGCUAAUUGAUUUAACCUGUCAUUCAGCUGGCUGGUCUGGGUAUUUAACUCUGUUGCUAACCUAGUUGUAGUACUACUGCACUGCUGUUGUAUUAGCUGCAACUGUGUAUCAGUGUAGCUUUCGUGUUCUGCCAACCGCACAGAAAUAGCAGCCACACUACUUUUUACUUCACCCAUUUCACUUUUAAGGGUGCUAUCUAUGACUUCCAGUUGUUGUUUAAUACUACUAUUGAGACUCUCCUCCAAUCUAGCACUAGUGCCCUGUAGACUCUCCUCCAAUCUAGCAUUCUGUUCUUCUAGCCUAGUACUAGUUCCCUGGAGACUCUCCUCUAACUUAGCACUCCUAGCACUUUGUUCCUGAAAACUAGCUUGCUGUUGUUGGUGGUUAGCUUUCACCUCUUGCCACAUGCUUUGCAGCAUGAUGAGCAAGCUAGCACUUGUUUCAUUACUAAUUGCAGCUGGCAAUAAAGGUAAGUGUAUGUGUGGUGUGGUGGUAGCUUGGGGUGGUGUCACAUCUACUCUAGCCGCUCCAGCAUGUGUUACUGGGGUAACAAAAUCUGUGUUAGGUACUUGGCUAGGUGAUGUGGGAACAGACACAUCUACAGUGUGUGUAGACUCCACACUGCUGUCCCUGGAGCUGUCCUGACUGACACGUCUACUCCUUCCCCUAGUUUCCAUAUUUACUUAUAACUUACAACAUAAGAACACAAUACAAAUAUGCACACUAUCGGCCCCACAGUUCGUGCGCCAGAAAAAUGGUUUGUAAUUUCUUAUUCCCUUCUGUACACAAACGUGUACGUGAUGAAACUAAGAUUUUCCAUUUUUAAUUACUCAGAACGUUAUUCCAGGACUUAAUACUAGGGCGCCAGAGGUCAUCAAGAAUUAACAACAAAAUAACACAAAAAAACUUAUUUUAUUGUUUUAAUCAUAAUGAGAAACCUCGAGUCAUGGAAAUAAUAACCAAACAAACAAAUAUUAAAUAAAGUCUAUGGGAUGUCGUAGAUAACCUGACUCUUGAAUAAAAUACAAAAUAAAUAAAGUUCCUGAAAUUGUUCACUGAGUAAAAGUUUUGGGGUUUUGCUCCGGCUUGCUCGAGCAUGAAACGCCUAACCAAAAGACUUCUGGACUUGUGUACAUAUAGUUUGUGCUAAUGUGAGUAAAUUUGCCGUUAAUCGCCGAAAGUCAAUGUUCAACUAAUUUUAUGAUAAUUCAAACUUUAUAUAAUUAUAGUUCGCGUAUGUUGACGGUAAAAUUUACGCCAAUUUUAAUAUAUAGCGAUGAUGCAGACCAUACCUUAACUCGGGAUGAUUAAAGUCGUUCGUAAAAUACUCCGUCACUCACGUGAAUUGAAUGCGAUUCUUCUGCAUUCAAUUACAGGGCGUCAAUUAACAUUGCCCAGUAUUUUGACGUAAUUUCCAGAUCAAUAACGCCGAAAUUAGCAUCGCCACGAACGAAAUAUUCCCAGAGGGAAUACACUACCACACGCACUAAAUGGCGUCAUUUUCCACUCUUUCUCUUCUCUCUUGCCGAAAUUAAAUUGUUAAUUGAAAAGGGCCAAUCACGGCCGCGACACGUUAGCGUCCUUUUUAAUGAAGCCAAUGAAAUGUCAAUAUCAAUCAAGCAUAGGCUCGUUAAAGCUGUUCCGAACGCCGCGCGAUUAUUUAUUUUAGCAGUUGUCAUGACGACACAGCACGAGAUGCGCGCGCCGCCAUGCGUGGAACAAAACAAAACACUGCCGAAAGUAUCGGGAAGCGGUAUUAACCUCGAACGUAAAACAAUAAUAAACAGUUUCAGUUAGUCUGAUAAUACCGUAGUAUUACAUUAGAU